CGGAGACUUGGAAGUUGGUACAGUCUACAGAGACCUGACGCUGAGCAGUGCGAUUUGGUUUGGUGAAGAAGGUUGCUCUGUCGCCCUUGUGCUGAGCUCUGCCUGUUUGCAGAGGCGCCUCUAGGACCUAGGUGUGCAGGGAAGCAGCUCAGGAGGCUGGUACUGGGGCGAGAAAGCGGCCGUCACAUUUUCUGGCCAGCUCUCGCCUGUGUUACGGUUGUUUGUCAGUAUAGAGGAGACAGCCAUGAUAAGUGCCCAGGAGUCACAGCCGCUGGGCACGCUGCGAGAAGCUGCCACGAGUUUGACAAAGAUAGCGGGUGAAACCUUGGAGUCCUCAGGGCCGCUUGGACUGCCAUUCGCACGGCUGACGGACAGCGCGUCCAUUUUUACCACAGGGCUGCCGAAGCACUUCCUGAGCAAGCAUUCAAGCAGCAGCCUCGCCAAGGCGCUUCAGCGAACGCAGAGCGCGGGGUCGAGGAAGGUUGCAGGGCCUGCGCAGUCGAAAGCAAGACCCGUGGAACCUGAGAGUAGCAAUAAAAGGGGUAAGGUGGUCACUGAAAGAAAGCGGAGGCAAACCGUUGUCAUGGAAGAUUCUACUGGGGGAAGCCGGUCAGCAUUGCGAGACGUCACAUUGUCUAGGGUUGCCAGCUCGCCCGAGGAGCGACCCCGCUCGACGGUGGCUACUCUUAGCUUAAGUCACGCAGCAUUUGGCGAGGGCGUUGUUGGUGUUCUGGAUGGGCAGAGGACGUGGCAUCGAGCCGACUUCGUGUUUGAGGAUGAGUUGUCCAAAGGCCCGGACGUCCAGUGGUACCAGUUGACACCGUCUCGGCCGCAAAAGUCCCAGGAGACCACCUCAGAGCAGGAAGCUGUGAGCAGUAGCGGGCAGGAGACUGAGGCUGGGCCCAGCAGACAGAAGCACAUGCACAGAAAGUGGCAUUUCAAGAGGGUGGAGCGGCAGGCGCAAAUAGCAAAGCGGCUUGAGAAGCUGGGCAAGAGAUCCGGGCUGCUGCAGCAACUAGCAAGCGGGGCGUUUGCAGGCGUGGUCUCGCGCUCAUUUGUGGCCCCACUGGACCUUAUAAAGACGCACCUAGUAACGGGGCAUGGGAGCCGGGGGGCUCCCAAGACUGCUGCCGUGGUGGCCGCAAAGAUUUUCGAGGAGGGGGGGUGGAAAGCGUUCUUUCGAGGGAACGGCAUUAAUUGUCUGCGGGUGGCGCCGUGCAAGGCCAUCGAGCUGUGUGUCUUUGAAAACCUCAAGCGCGCGCUGUCGAAAGAUGAAGGCAGUUUGAUGUCUUUCGUCGCCGCACCUGUAGCGGGAGGAGCAGCAGGCAUGAUGUCAACAGUUGCGACCUAUCCCCUGGAGUUGAUGAGGACCAGAAUGAUGGUGCAGCCGCACUUGUAUACGAGCAUCAGCCGCACGUUCCACAAGAUUGUUGCGGAGGAGGGCGCCGGCGCUCUGUACAGCGGUUUACGGCCUAGCGUUCUGGGGGUGUUUCCAUACGCUGCCGCAAACUACGGCGUCUAUGCUGGCCUUCGAUCCGCCUAUAAGCGGGUCACAAAGAAGGACUAUGUGCCGACGGUGCCUACGCUGCUAUUUGGGGCUGCCGCUGCGUCGUGUUCGAGCGCCCUCACGUUCCCUCUGGAGGUGGCACGCCGCCAGAUGCAACUAGGCACGGUGGGAGGGAAAGCUGUGUACAAAAACGCCCUCGACGUCGUCCAGACCAUCUACAAAGAAGAGGGUUUCUUAGCGCUCUAUCGCGGCCUUGGCACCACGUGCGUCAAGCUCAUCCCCGCCGCCGCAGUCAGCUGCAUGUGCUACGAGGCCGCCCGACUCGCGCUCCGGGUCGAUGACGCGAGCAUCAAGAAGCGCGAGAACGAGAAAGAGGCCCUGAAAGAGGAGGAAGAGGGGCUUGCGUUGCAGGCGGAGGUAGAAUAAAUUGGGAAGUAUGGGGUUGGGGUCCGCCAGCGGAGGGCUCCGAUCCAAUGAGGUAGGGGGGUGAAAGGAGCGGCGAUUGUCUAUGGGGGCAUGGUUUGGUCUGAGAGGGAGGAGGGGUUGGGGGGGCUUGACCUCGCAAGCGAAGAGGCCGCAAGCGAAGAGGCCGGUGAGAGUUGCGAGGAGCGGGUAACGAGUUGGAAACGUGGUCAAGUGUUGGAUGGCUGCGUGAGAAUGACGGAAACGAAGGGUUCAUGGGCGAGAGGGCUCUGCCGGCGGUGGCGCGAAAGAAGAGCGCAGUAGAAUUGGGGGGUAAUUUGUGCCCAAGGGGGCG
Molecule: messenger RNA, 2264 nt
Organism: Klebsormidium nitens
Lineage: Eukaryota; Viridiplantae; Streptophyta; Klebsormidiophyceae; Klebsormidiales; Klebsormidiaceae
Source: the annotation of a GenBank genome assembly